AUGUCCUCGCGCGCCUUGCGUAAAUUGCAAAAGCAAAAGCUAGAAGAGCUUUCUGGCUCUGAUAACGAAGACUCGCAAGACGAAACACCCGUUGCUCCACAAAGAAACUUGUUUGAUCUGCUUAAUGAAGGCGACGAUGUGGGGGAAGACGACGAAGAAGAUCAUGAUGACGAGAAGGUUGAACGCACAGACGAAGCUGCCAGUGAAGAAAAGACCACCCCGGUUGUAGAGGAGGAGGAAGAAGUGAAGCCCAAGGCAGCAGCAACUUUCAAAUCGAAAAAGAACAAAAAAAAGAAAGCAAAAGCCAAGGCUAAGGCAAAGCAGAAGGAUGUCUCGGAUAUGAGCAUGCAGGAGCUCGAUGAAGCCCUGAAGGAGUUGAAGGGCGCAGGUGGUGAAAGCAGUCAAACAUCAACAAACGACACAGCAUAUGCGAACUCGGCCAACAACCAAUUCAUCCACGUCAACCAACGAAACCUUGAUGCUGAAGCCGAGAUGAAGCGUAUGUUUGGAUCCCGCAUUGUCAACAGCGAAACUCGGGGCCGUGUCUUGAAGCGUUCCAAACUGGCCACACCCAAAGUCGAUUGGCCACCGUAUAAAAGAAACGGAUUGGCCAUGGAGCUAUUGGAAAAUAAGCAUGGUGUGUCCUAUUUUGCAUUCAAGCAUAACGAGGAGUAUCAGGACGCUCAACUCGAGUUCUUGAACUCUGUGACAACCCACGAUCCAAAUGCCCUCAUGUUCCUUGUCAGUCGCAAUCCUUACCACGUCGAUGGAUUACUGCAAGUAUCAGAAAUGGCCAAGCAAAGCGGCGACUGGACAGUGGCGGGUGACUGCAUUGAGCGUGCACUGUAUGCUUGUGAGCGCGCAUUCCAUCCACACUUUACAUUUGGCUCAGGAACGGUUCGGUUGGAAUACCGCCGUGCAGAGAAUCGCUCCUUCUUCUUGGCAAUCUUCAAACAUAUUCAAUUCCUCACACGUCGCGGCUGCUGGCGGACCGCCUUUGAGUUUUGCAAGCUCCUCCUCAGCUUAGAUCCAGAGAGUGAUCCACUUGGAGCAAUGCUUGCUAUUGAUUCGUACGCACUCACGGCAAAGGAAUACUCGUAUGUUGCGGAUAUGGCAUCUACAUGGAAAACGGACGGCAAAUUGUAUCCAGUCAAUAUUCAAUCCCUUCCUAACAUGGCCUAUUCGUCUGCCUAUGCCAAAUUCAAGCUGGCACCCAAAGAGUCUGAUACACUUUUGCAAGAGGCCAUUAAAAAGUUCCCUUCCGUUGUUCCGCGGUUGAUGGACAAACUCGGUGAAUCAGGAUUUGAUGACCAACCAUUCUUACAAACAUCACCCAACGUGUACCUCGAUCUCUUACAACAAUUAUUUGUCGAACGCACAUACGAAUUAUUCAAAGAACCAGAAGUUUUAUCGUGGCUCAAAGAAAAUGCUCGUGCUGUCGCGAAUAAACUGCAGAACGCAUACAAGCGCGUGGAUUGUGCCCAAAACGAAGAAAUACCGCUCACUAUCUCACGCCACAUCGUACUCACUGAUAUCCAACAGCUGCUCAGCUAUCUGCCAUCCUCUGUCACAAGCGAGAGCUAUCACAUGUAUGAUCCUCUACCUCCGCCCGACUCGGUGGUUGGCUAUGAUUUGGAUGACCGGAUGAGACAGGCAGGAUCUGCAGACCAAGGAUUUCUAGACAACAUUUUACGGAACCUUUUAGGUGGCCGGAGGUUGCCAGCAGAUCGUAUGCGUGAGAUCCGCGGAUUAGUACAACAAGCACGUGAGCAGCAGAACCAGCGAGGUGAUCAGUUACCAGGAGCAUUUCCACAAGACGAUGACGAUGAUUUCCAGGGUGACGGACAUCACGCUACAGAUCAAGACGUUCAAGAGCUGUUGAAUGCUGUGACGGAGGACGAUAUUGAAAUACAGCAAGCUCUUGCAGCAGAAUACGAACAACACGAAGAACAUGACAAUACACGACCACGACAAUAA
Molecule: messenger RNA, 1977 nt
Organism: Zychaea mexicana
Lineage: Eukaryota; Fungi; Mucoromycota; Mucoromycetes; Mucorales; Lichtheimiaceae
Product: transcriptional repressor TCF25-domain-containing protein
Exons: 7
Coding region: 1-1977 (658 amino acids)
Biological process (GO): rescue of stalled cytosolic ribosome; ribosome-associated ubiquitin-dependent protein catabolic process
Cellular component (GO): RQC complex
Source: RefSeq, a predicted model, not a curated record